This is a messenger RNA of Drosophila persimilis, 668 nucleotides long. RefSeq names its product electron transfer flavoprotein regulatory factor 1 (gene osi). Gene Ontology annotation, biological process: respiratory electron transport chain. The record is from RefSeq and is a predicted model, not a curated record. The coding region runs from base 64 to 321 and encodes 85 amino acids. Gene Ontology annotation, cellular component: mitochondrion. The transcript is spliced from 2 exons. Lineage: Eukaryota; Metazoa; Arthropoda; Insecta; Diptera; Drosophilidae.
UGUGGUCGCAUUAGUCAAUACUUUUGCAUUUAACAAACAAACAAAUCUCGCCGAGUUCUGGUGAUGUCACAGCUGCGCUCCAAAGUUAUCAGCCUCUACAAGCACUUGCAGUAUCUGGGCCGUGAGUAUCCCGGCCAAAAUGGGCCUCAGAAGUUCCGCAAGCAAAUCCAUGACGCAUUCAUGAAUCACAAAGAUGAGAGUGAUCCCAAGAAGAUUGUGGCUUUGUUGGCGCAGGGACGCUACCUAGCCAAGGAGGUGGAAGCGCUCUAUUCUUUGAAGAAGUAUCGGACCGUGAAGCAGCGCUAUAGCUACAAUGAAUAGAUCUGCAACGGCGGUGUUUAAGUUUAUGCGGAUAUUGAAAUUCAAGGACUGACGACGCGAGAGAGAGAAAUAUGAUAUGCUUUUUGCUUUAAAUAAUACACACACAUAUAAUGCAUAUUCUUUUGCCAAAGCAAAACAACGCAACUCCCAACACACCGCACACCCUAUAAAAUAUCAGCACAACACUCCCUAUACCUAUACGCUAUACAAAAACCUAUUAAUUCAUAAUUUCGAAUGUCUUGUCAAUGUCUAACUUCAAGUUUGUGAUUGAUGCAAAACCCAACAAAAACAAAAAAAGCGAAAAAAUGGACGUAGCGAAUAAAAGAAGCAGUCAUUGAAUAACCAAA